GCUUGGAGUCGCACGCUCGUUCCGACCAAAAGGGCGGGAAACUGCAGACUACAUCGUAAAUUUAAAAAAAAAAUCUAAAUAAAAAAAUCAUGGUGCGUUUUAAGACUAUGAAAUCUUCAUCAGAGACUUUUGAAUAUGGAACGUUUGGGUCAACGACUUGUGCUAUUUUGUAAAAUGUUAAUUUAGAACUAUAAACGUAUUACAAAACUUUCGAGUGCUUUGUGAAUGAGCUAAAAUGGAUACUAGAUAUUGGAUAAUUUUAAUGUUUUUAACACCAUAUUUUUCCGGUUUAACAUCAGGUGUCAACAUUAUAGAACACUUUAAAAAACCCGCCAUCAAUUUAAGAUCAAUAUCCAAUUACGGGAAAUAUGACACUUAUCGAGAUUCCGAAGAAUGGAAUUAUUAUAAUAAACAUGUGUUGAAAACCUUAAGGAGAUAUAGAAGAACUUUGCCAAUGAUGAUUUCUCAACACUUCAGUGAAACUACGAUCACACCAGGUGUCGAUGUAAACCUCCAGUGUGUAGUCAAUGGUCCUCAUUCAGCCAGAUUUGUUUGGGAAAGGGACGGUGUUGUUAUCUCUGCCAAUACAGAUUCGAGGUAUUCAAUAGGUCAAACCAUGACAACCGAUGGUGGAGUAACAACACAACUUAAUAUUUCCCAUGUAAGAGUUGAUGAUGGAGGACGAUUUGCAUGUGUGGCUCAUCAUGGGGAGGCAGUUUUAUCACAUGAAGAUAGAGUUAAUGUUUAUGGUCCCCCCUAUAUCCGGACAUUGCCUCCCUUCAAAGUUCAGAGCGGUCAAAGUGUCACUCUCAGGUGCCCAUACUAUGGUUAUCCGAUCAGACAAAUAACAUGGGAAUACAAAGGAAAAGAAAUUAAUGCAGAUUCAACACAAACUAAUCGAUAUAAAAGACUAAUAAAUAACACUGCCCUUAGCAUAGAAAUAUUUGGUAGAAAACCUAAGUUAAGAGGCAAAAGGGAUAUCGCGACGAUGACGAACGAUGGAAUUUUAAAUGUAAAUAAAGUUAGUAAAAGCGAAAACGGAGCAACGUUCGCCUGUAUAGUCAGAAGUCCGUCUGGUGAAAUGGCGAAAAGGUCAUUCGAGUUACAAGUGGUAGAGGCUCCACAGUUAGAGGAGAUACUUUUAGCGUCGGAUCUCCAAGAGGGUCAAAUAGUACAAAUACAUUGUAAUUUAAAGAGUGGAGACUCGCCAGUAUAUUACUCGUGGUUGAAAGAUGGAAAGAAAAUCCCCUCUAAUCUUAAGAUCGUAGAGCGAAGCUUGGAAGUAUUUAGCGUACUUAUUAUCAAGAAUGUGUCUCUGGAACAUUGUGGUACAUACACAUGCGUGGCGGCGAACCACGUUGCUAAAGUUAACAGAACUGUAAACUUGUAUAUAAAAGUGGCACCUAAAUGGAAUGAAGAACCUCAAAACACGUCAUUAUUAUUGGGAAGAAAUGGACAUGUAUCGUGCAGUGCCAAUGGAUAUCCUCAACCACAAACACACUGGCUGAAGAAAGAUAUAGUAUCUGAAACUUGGCGACCAGUUUUGGAAGUCGCAGGCGGUGGAGUUCUAAGUCUGUCUAAUGGAUCUUUAAUAUUUGAUUCCGUGGCAUUAUCCGAUGCUGGUCUCUAUACGUGCCACGUUGAAAACGGCGUCGGCGAAGCUCUUAGUAAAACAGUUUGGAUUUCUGUUAAUAAGCCAGUAACAUUCGAUAUAGUAGCGAGGAAUUUGACAGCAAAACUAGGACAACACGUUACAAUAGAAUGCCAGGCUAAAGGAGAUGAUCCGAUACGAAUAAUGUGGACGAGAAACGGGAAACCAAUUAAUCCUUUGACACAAAGAGUAAAAAUUUCUGAAGCUAAAACAAAUGAUGGAAUGAACAGUAUAUUGGAAUUAUUACAAACAGAAACAAGCGACGGUGCCUUAUAUCAGUGUAAAGCUGGUAACCCAUUUGGAGUUGAUAUUUAUACCGUUCAUUUAACUAUAUUAGAGCCUCCAACACCCCCAACGGAUUUAUCUGUAGACUCUAUAAAGAGUCGUUCAGUCAAACUAUCCUGGCGCGACAUGGCAAGGUCAUUAGCUCAAUAUUAUAGCGUGCAAAUCACUAACAGUCAAAGAUUAACUUGGAGCACGGCAAAAACAAUUAACAUCACCAGGUUAGAUGAAAUACGCCACACCAUCGAGCUAGAAGACCUUCAGCCUGCAACCAGCUACAGUGCUAGAGUAGCUGGAGGUAACCAAGCCGACCUAAGCAUUUAUUCUACGCCAGUAAGAUUCACCACCACCGAAGAGGCGCCAUCAUCACCACCGUUGGGUGUGCAGUUAGAACAGACAGAUUCGCCAGGGGAGUUGAGGGCGAGAUGGCUGCCACCGCCAGCAGAUGCACAUAACGGACUUAUACUUGGUUAUAGAUUGAGGGCUGUCCCACAACUGAGCGGAAUCCAGGAAAGUCAAGAUACAAAUGAUAAGAUCAUUAAAACAUCGUCUUUAUAUUCUAAACAAGAGACUGUUAUCACUGGUCUAUUGAAAGGUGUAAGGUAUUCCGUUUCAAUCGCCGCUUUCAACGGUGCCGGAAAUGGACCCUUCUCGAUUCCACUGUUUCAAGAUACUCGGGAAGGAGCUCCAGAAGAAGGGCCGUCUUCUGUAGAAUGCGGUGGAGUGACGUCAACAGCCCUUCGUGUUAGUUGGCAACCUAUACCACCUUAUAAGCAAGCUGGAGCUCUAAUUGGAUAUUCAGUACUUUAUGCAGCUCAAGGACGCCAAUGGCUCAACGCGACGUCUCUAGUAACGGAGCUGCGCUUGCAAGGUCUCCUGAAGUACACGAACUAUACCGUCAAAGUGGCUGGCUUCUCCAACUACGGCACCGGGCCCUUCUCCUUCCCUAUUGUGUGUUCCACGCUACAAGACGUACCAGAAGCGCCCGCUGAAAUCAAACUCGUGUCCCAGUCGCCGACGGCUCUUCUCGUCAGUUGGAAGAAACCCAAGCAACCGAACGGGCGACUCCUACACUAUACGGUUUAUUGUAAGCCAACAACGAGUAACGACGGACCUCAAAUUCAUCGGGUGGACGUGGAAAUGGAUACGGAACCAUAUGAACAGACUCAGAGCUUGGAGCUGAAGGGGCUGUAUGAAGGGCGGCAGUACGACGUCUGGGUGACAGCAAGCACAGCCGUGGGAGAGGGACCCGAAAGUCGACGGGUUACUAACACACCUUCACAACGAGUGGUGGCAGGAGUAUGGUCACUUGGUGGCGACGUUCGUGUGGCAGUGCGCCGAGCCUUGCUACUGGCCUGCCGCAGUGUGGGGGCGCCCCCGCCUCGCACCGUGUGGUACCACAAUCACAAUAUUAUCACCCACCAUCCACGGUUCACCAGGAAUAAAGACGACAGUUUGCUUAUCAAAAGUAUUGACCAAUCUCUCAGCGGGAAUUAUACGUGCUUAGCAAAGAAUUUGUACGGAUCAGACUCUGUUGUGUAUUCAGUAAAAGUUUUACCCUUACCGGACCCUCCGUCACUACGAGCGACCCCAUACAAGGACUCUAUUGUAGUUGAAUGGGACGAGAUACGGACUGCGAACGAUUCACUCGGAUAUGGCAUUGUUUAUAACCUAACUUGGAGAGAGGAAGACGGGCCCUGGCAGGAAGCAUGGCCGAUGGCGCGAGAAACCAGGCUGCCAGGAAUGCAGCAGCACGCACUGUCUGGACUCAAAUGUGGCACCAAGUACUCCAUACGAGUGACAGCGACCGACAGCAUAGGUACCUCUGUACCAGCUCACAUCGACGUCACGACCUUAGGAGGAGCACCAGUGUCUCCACCAACAACCGACUGGUUAUGGAGCAACGCGUCGCACAUCUACAUACAGCUGAGCGGGUGGGACGAUGGAGGUUGUGACGUCACCAAAUGGGACGUCGAAUACCGCCUGCUUGGCAGCAGUUUCUGGCACCGCGCGGAAAAUUUGGCGGCUAUGGACCUCACACUGGGCUGGGGCUACAUAGACAGCCACUACCAAGCGCCGCCGCUGCGUUCCAUCCCCGCAUCAUACGCAGUGGGCUCCCUGGCGCCCGGCAGCUGGUACCAACUGCGCGUGACCGCUAGCAAUGACGCUGGCGUCGCUUCUACUAUCUAUACUUACGCUACUAAGACGUUGGAUGGAGAGGAAAUCGGUCCACCGUCGGAGUUUUUCGACCUGAACAUGUUGGUGAUAAUCUGUAGCAGUGUGCUUCUGGUCAUCUGUCUGCUCGCCUUCAUCUGUAUACUGUUCAGAAGACAUAGGCAAAAUUACUCGUCCCAAUACCGUCACUCAAUCGCGGAGGAAGUAAAAUCUCGCAACGAGAGCGUCGCCUCACACUCCGAACAUAAGGAGCGAUACGCGCACACUCCACGCAUCUACACAUCCCCCGUCCACCCGAGGAAGAGCGGGAAGAAUGAAAUGUUUGAGAUAAGCCCAUACGCCGAAUUCGCGCUGGGAUUCAGAACAUUUGAUCAUGUGGAAAACCAGGACCUGCCGAGUAGACUACCAAGCAGACCAAGAUUUGAUACUGAGACCAGCUUCCAAACACGUUCAGAGUCAGAUGACAGUGACAGUACGUCCAAAGCAACAGUCUCUGGGAUGCCCAGACGCCACUGCCGAACUCCGCAUCACAGAUAAAAAACUGCCAGGAUUUUAUUUCAAUGCUGCAGCGCUGCUGGGGUUUUUUAGAUACUUUUUUCCAUUAGCCGGUACACGUUUUGGGAGUUUUAUCGUAUUUAUCCACGGCGACUUUUUAUCAUCUUACAUAGGUAUCUAUGCGGAAAUCACAUUUGGUAUUAUGGAAAAUGUAUACAAGUACCAAGAGCUGUCACAUCAGAUAGUAAUCGAUGAUGGAAAGAAGAAUCAGUAUUGCAUAAAUGGUGCAAGUAAUCUACUCUUAGAUAGGCAGUCGAUAUCCCUUAGAGACGUCUAAAAAGUUUUAUUUCCUCGUUCUUAAUUCGCACUGUAAAUACGUGCUUUCCAGCUGUAGUUUUAGUAUGUGGGUAUUUUCAAGACAAGAGUGAAUUGACACCUUCUAGGUUAGUGCGUUCUACCGUAUGAUUUAUCUUCAUCAAGCAUGAACGCAGUCAAGAGCUAACGUAUACAGCUUACAAGGAGAAUAUUUAUUUCUCUUGACUUUGAUACCUUCACUGUAGGAGUUUACGGGAGGAAUAUUUUAGAUCUUUGCUGAAUUAGAAAUACCUUUUGUAGGAGGUGGUCAACGGAUGGAAUAUUUCAGAUCUUUGCCGUGACUGAAACGCAAAAUAAAACCAUUUAGCCGGUUUCCGAGGGAUAUCGACUCUCCGUAUUACCAGAUAUGGUUACUAGUAAUGGAGUGACGGUUCUGUUUAGUUUCUAUACAGUGCCAAAAAAUAAUCAUGCUGUUUUGAACUGGAUGAUACGAGUAAUCAGUACAAUAUAUCAUCUACACUAUCAUGUACUCAAGAACUCAUAGGAUUGAGAGAAUCAUCUCGAUUUAGAUUUAAUUAUUAUCUUAAUUAAUUAAAACUAUUUUUUCUCAAUUAGUUGCCUUUGUAAGAUGAUGAAGUAUUUGAAGUCGCACAAAACAUUAGUUUUAAGGUAUGUUGAUGUUUCGUGUGUUAUGUACUCGUAACUGAACUCUGAACUCAACUAUUGAAACUCGCGAGGGAUAAGAUCAAACGUUAAUAAAUCACUGCCAAGUUAUCUUGUUGAAGAGGCGUCUGGAAGAGUGGAAACUUUCGUCCAACGGUCAGCAGGAGCGGAGCGUUAAACUAUGCGUGAAUGAUACUUUUUCAGCGUAUUUUUCCAAAACGAUUGUACACUAUCCUUUUUGCUAUUUUGCUUCCAGCAACUCGGUGUAACAUUCAAAUAAUAAGUCACUACAUGAUUUUUCAUUGUAUUUUCGUAAUUGUGAUCAUCUAACAUAGGUAGUUAUUUCGAUAAGAUGAUCAUGACUAUUUUUUUUUGUUUAUAAAUCAUAUAACAUGAUUAUUUAAACUAAAAUACGUAAAUAACGAUUAUUCGUUAAAAUAAUCUUACUACUUGAAACUGCGACUUAUUACUGCCACAUUACGUAAAAUGAAGAUAUAUCAUUUCGUUAAAAAUACGAUGUUAGAUUAUUGCAUUAACGAUAAAAAUUUUAAUAAAAAAAAUACAACCGACUUCAAAACCUAAAAACGUACCCACUAAACUAAAAAGCGAAAAAUAACAUCAUAAUAUGUUCUACCUGCUGAUCAGUAUGAAGGCGGUGCUAAGCCGGUUCUUAUUAAUACAAAUUAAUCAAGCCCAAACACAAGGUAACUGCUGUAAAUCACCAAGGAGUUCCCUCGUCUGUUUUAUGACUCCAUCAUCAGAUCGAUUUUAAACCUUCAUAAUUUUGUAUUUCUUAAAGGUACUAAAUGGAAAAGUUUACGAACACAUUAGACACCCAUAUAAUUUUCGAAAGUUCCCCUCAAUUUCCCCAGGAUUCCAUCAUCAGAUCUUGUCAUGAUGGCAAUGGGACCAAAUGGGGACUAUACCGUUUCAAACAAAAAAAGAAUUUAUGAAAUCGGUCCAAGCGUCUUUGAGUAAUCGGUGUACAUACAUAAAAAAAAAAAAAAAUACCGACCGAAUUGAGAACCUCCUCCUUUCUGAAGUCGGUUAAAAAUAUGAUGAAAAACGUAGUAGUGACUCAUUAUGAAUGGUACACCGAUAUACAUAAUAACCCUGCUGUUUGUUUCUACCAUUUGGUAAUACUCCAUUUUGAUUUACUAAAUACGUGGGCAUGUGUUCAAUAUCUUGCUAUCGGUAGGUACGUGAUGAGAUUGCAGUGACCUCUUCAAUAAUAAGGUUUAUUUAACUUUUGUUAUAAUAUGUGCGUUUACACAAGCUCAAAAAGUUAAGAUUUUCUAAAAAUAUAAAAUUUGUAAUACUAUUAUUUAAUAGACGUAUUUUGCGUGGAAAAGCAGGAUUGACAUAUCGUAACUUCCAAAUUGAAGGUUUUUUGGAUAAUCUUGUUGACUUUUAAUUCCAAAUUUUAAUUUUGUUUACAUUUUGUAGAUUAAAAUGUAAAUAGAAUAAUCGUUAGAAUUUAUGAAAAUAAAAAAGUUAAAUUAACAACAAAGAAUUUGAAUGAAAAUAAAACAUAGAAAUAUAAUUUUAAAUCUUACUGUUAAAACCAUAUCAAUAAGGAAACUUAUGUUAAUAAUAAUUUAGAAAAAUAAGUAAUGGAAUAUUGUCAUUUAUCAUGAAAGUCUUUUGUGAUGGAAUUUUUCGGUCUAUACUUAUAAAUAUUGACAAACAAUAUUCCUACUUUAAACAUUCGAAAAAUCUGUUCACGAAAGGCGAACAACCCACUUUAGAGUAUCAAUUUACUGUCGAAUAUUAUCUUUAUUGAAAGACUGAUAACUCUUCAUAGAAGUAAGACGUACUUAUGCCAAGUCUUUGUGCCAAAUCUUCGUUGUAUUAUACUUUAGUAGAACUUUGUCAUUGUUAAUUUUACCGAGAUUUCUCUCGCAAUCCGUUUACAAUGGGUAAAAUUUCUCCUUUGACAAAGUUGCAUCUACAUCUUCGUGUAACUUCAUAAAGUUAGAUACUUUGUUAUUUAUUCACCUACUUAAUAUUAUUGUCGUGAUAAUUAUUUAUUGAACGUCAAAUAAAAAUAAAUGUUUGAAGUAUU
Molecule: messenger RNA, 7646 nt
Organism: Bicyclus anynana (squinting bush brown)
Lineage: Eukaryota; Metazoa; Arthropoda; Insecta; Lepidoptera; Nymphalidae
Product: cell adhesion molecule Dscam2
Exons: 32
Coding region: 236-4645 (1469 amino acids)
Biological process (GO): cell-cell adhesion; axon guidance
Cellular component (GO): plasma membrane; axon
Molecular function (GO): protein binding
Source: RefSeq, a predicted model, not a curated record